UUCUGUAUUCUCUGGAACUGUACUACACAUUACGAGCCCUAAUGUACGAGCAGAGUCGUCAUUAAAACACCCCAACACCCUUAUAAAUACACACAAGUAAAUCCAUAAACGGCUUCAUAUCUCAACCCCAAACACAAAUUCCAAUUUUCAGAGAGCUGUGACAGAAAUGGAAGGGAUGGAUCAUAGUCAUCAUGACAUGGGUUCCAUGGCACCACCGCCAUCCAUGAACGGCGCAACGACGAUGCCUCACCAGAAAAUGAUGAUGCACAUGACCUUCUUCUGGGGCACAACCGCCGAGGUCCUCUUCUCCAGAUGGCCAGGCACCAACACUGGCAUGUAUUACGUGGCCCUGCUCUUCGUCUUCGCCCUCGCUGUUCUCGUCGAGUGGCUCUCCCACUGUCGAAUCAUCAAGGUCGGGUCGGGACACGUGGCGGCCGGACUGAUCCAGACCCUCUUGCAUUGUCUGAGGGUCGGGUUGGCUUAUAUGGUAAUGUUGGCUGUCAUGUCCUUUAAUGCUGGUGUGUUUUUGGUUGCUGUGGCUGGGCAUACUUUGGGGUUCUUGCUCUUUGGGAGUAGGGUUUUCAGGAAACCUGUGGAGGAUGAAAAGGGCUCUGAUCUUCCUCCAAUGAGUUGUUGAAUAUGAUGAUUGAUUAAUGGAAUUUAUUGGGAAAUUUUGGUUUUUGA
Rosa rugosa (rugosa rose) is the source of this 684-nucleotide messenger RNA. Its product is annotated as copper transporter 1-like. Gene Ontology annotation, cellular component: plasma membrane. Gene Ontology annotation, molecular function: copper ion transmembrane transporter activity. Gene Ontology annotation, biological process: intracellular copper ion homeostasis; copper ion transmembrane transport. The transcript has a single exon. Bases 167 to 637 code for a protein of 156 amino acids. The record is from RefSeq and is a predicted model, not a curated record. Lineage: Eukaryota; Viridiplantae; Streptophyta; Magnoliopsida; Rosales; Rosaceae.